Messenger RNA from Talpa occidentalis (Iberian mole), 3010 nucleotides. RefSeq names its product zinc finger protein 184 (gene ZNF184). The transcript has 6 exons. The record is from RefSeq and is a predicted model, not a curated record. Bases 222 to 2471 code for a protein of 749 amino acids. NCBI's taxonomy places the organism in Eukaryota, Metazoa, Chordata, Mammalia, Eulipotyphla, Talpidae. Gene Ontology annotation, biological process: regulation of DNA-templated transcription.
CGCCCGUCGCCGGGUUUGGUGCUCGCCCCGGCGCUUCCGGGCCCGGGAUCCCAGCGUGCCGGUCGCCGCCGAGGGAGGGAAGCCCAGGGCGACCAGCCGCUACGUAUGUGAGAGCUCAGGCUCCUUGGACAUCUGAACAACAGACCGAGGAUCCAGCUGGAGGCACUCUGCUUGGGAAACUCUGGUGUCCAUGUUCCAGAGGAACGGGAUGCGCUGCUGAGAUGGAAGGUUUGUCCUCUUCUGAGUCCGCCCUUCCCCAAGAGGGCCAUCGUCUGCUACCAUUAGCCAGUUUUCAAGAAUCAGUGACCUUCAAGGAUGUGAUAGUGGACUUUACCCAAGAAGAAUGGAAACAACUGGAUCCUGUACAGAGAGAUUUGUUCAGAGAUGUGACCUUGGAAAAUUAUACACAUCUGGUCUCUAUAGGACUCCAAGAUUCCAAACCUGAUGUGAUUUCCCAGUUAGAGCAAGGGACAGAGCCAUGGGUAAUGGAGUCUGGAGUUCCAGUUGCUACCUUUGAAGACUGGGAGACAAGACCAGAAAAUAGCACAUCAGUCCCACAGCUGAACAUACCUGAAGAACAACCAUCUCCAGAGGCAUCAGUCGAAAAACACAACAGGAAUGAUGCUUGUAGUUCCAACUUUUUAGAAACUAGGGCAUCUGAAGGCAGUCUAGAAAGGCAGCAGGCAAACCAACAGAUACUGCCAGGGGAAAUAAAUGUAACUGAAAAGACAAUACCCACUUGCGACAGAAGCCCUAUAGCUAAUGUUGAAAAAAGUACCACUAUUAAUUCGACCGCUGUAACACAAAUAUCUCCAGGAGAGACCCCUACUAAAGCAAACGUCAAACAGAAUUUAAAUCCAGCCAAAAAAGAGAAGUCUUGUAAGUGCAAUGAAUGCGGGAAAGCUUUUAGUUACUGUUCAGCUCUUAUUCGCCAUCAGAGAACACAUACUGGAGAAAAACCCUACAAAUGCAACGAAUGUGAUAAAGCCUUCAGCCGGAGUGAAAACCUUAUAAACCAUCAAAGAAUUCAUACUGGAGAUAAGCCAUAUAAAUGUGAUCAGUGUGGAAAGGGCUUCAUUGAGGGUCCAUCUCUGAUUCAACAUCAAAGAAUUCACACUGGAGAAAAACCCUAUAAAUGUGAUGAGUGUGGGAAAGCCUUCAGUCAGAGGACCCAUCUUGUUCAACAUCAGCGAAUUCAUACUGGGGAGAAACCAUAUACUUGUAAUGAGUGUGGAAAAUCCUUUAGCCAGAGAGGCCAUUUUAUGGAACAUCAGAAAAUUCACACAGGAGAAAAACCUUUUAAAUGUGAUGAAUGUGAUAAAACCUUUACCAGGAGCACACACCUUACUCAACAUCAAAAAAUUCACACUGGUGAGAAAACCUAUAAAUGUAAUGAAUGUGGGAAGGCCUUCAAUGGACCCUCAACAUUUAUCCGUCAUCAUAUGAUUCAUACUGGUGAAAAACCUUAUGAAUGCAACGAAUGUGGGAAAGCCUUCAGUCAGCACUCAAACCUUACACAACACCAGAAAACACACACUGGGGAGAAACCUUACGAUUGUGCUGAGUGUGGAAAAUCCUUUAGUUACUGGUCAUCCCUUGCACAACAUCUUAAAAUUCAUACUGGAGAAAAACCUUACAAAUGCAACGAGUGUGGAAAGGCCUUCAGUUACUGUUCAUCCCUUACCCAACAUCGGAGAAUUCAUACCAGGGAAAAGCCCUUUGAAUGCAAUGAAUGUGGAAAGGCUUUCAGUUAUCUCUCAAACCUCAAUCAACAUCAGAAGACUCAUUCCCAAGAGAAAGCUUAUGAAUGUAAGGAAUGUGGAAAAGCCUUUAUUCGGAGUUCUUCUCUUGCUAAACAUGAAAGAAUUCACACUGGGGAGAAGCCGUAUCAGUGUCACGAAUGUGGGAAAACCUUCAGUUACGGCUCAUCCCUUAUUCAGCACAGGAAAAUCCAUACUGGAGAAAGACCUUACAAGUGUAAUGAAUGUGGAAGAGCCUUCAACCAGAACAUACACCUUACACAACAUAAGAGAAUUCACACGGGCGCAAAGCCUUAUGAGUGUUCUGAGUGUGGCAAGGCCUUUCGACAUUGUUCAUCUCUUGCUCAACAUCAAAAAACUCACACAGAAGAAAAACCCUACCAGUGUAAUAAAUGUGAAAAGGCUUUUAGCCAGAGCUCCCAUCUGGCUCAGCAUCAGCGAAUUCACACUGGAGAGAAACCCUAUAAGUGCAAUGAAUGUGACAGAGCCUUUAGCCGGAGCACGCAUCUGACUGAACAUCAGAACACUCAUACUGGAGAGAAACCUUAUAACUGUAAUGAGUGCAGGAAGACUUUCAGCCAGAGCACUUACCUUGUUCAGCAUCAGAGAAUUCAUUCGGGAGAGAAGCCUUUCGGAUGUAAUGACUGUGGAAAAGCUUUCAGGUAUCGUUCUGCUCUCAACAAACAUCAGAGACUGCACCCUGGCAUCUGAUUACUUUAGUAACAUCAUACGUGUAGGGGAUACAUUUACUGUAGUUUGUCCUUUUGUUAAGUCCUGAAGAAUCAGAGUGGACCAAGAAACUACUUAAAAUACUGCAACUUUUCUUUGGUCACUAUGAAAUGCAAAGUACAUUAGGCUGAACUAACCAAUUAUGUUGUUAAACAAUUUUGUGACAUUGGAAAAUUCAACUUUGAAGCUCCAGUUUCCUCUGUGAAAUGAGGAAUUUGGAGUAGAUGAUUUCAAAGGUUACUCGGAGUUUUAUAUUCACUUUUGUAUAGUCUAUAUUCUUGAAUAGGAUUACUUUACAUCAGCAUUUUGCUAUGUUGCAUCUAGAGUGUGUAUAUUGAUGCAUGUUUUGCCAAUAGGAAACAUUUGUGCUUCAGUAAUACGAGUGGGGAUCUAUUAUGCUCCUGUUAUAACAAGUUGAAGUAAAUAACUGGUUCCUAAUAAAAAGAAUUAUACUCUCAAAUUAAUGAUUUAGUAGACUAUGUGGCUUAAAUCAGUACAGAUAAUUAAAUCUUCCUACUAUU